This is a messenger RNA of Podospora pseudocomata, 759 nucleotides long. RefSeq lists its product as uncharacterized. NCBI's taxonomy places the organism in Eukaryota, Fungi, Ascomycota, Sordariomycetes, Sordariales, Podosporaceae. The transcript has a single exon. The record is from RefSeq and is a predicted model, not a curated record. The coding region runs from base 1 to 759 and encodes 252 amino acids.
AUGCCCGACCACGCCUACCAUCGUCAGGAAGGGCCCUUCAAGGCUCCCAAUAGCGUCAACAUCAGACAGUCGCGCCACGCCACCCAAGUCCUCAAUCAAGUCCUGCAACAGGAUCAAGUGACGGCGGCCAAAUGUUUCCCCUGGCAAUGUCCCCCUCCAAGUCCGAGCAAGAAGGGGAAGCCCAUGAGUGCGAUGGGCGCCGCAAUCCUCGAGGAAUUUCAUCAAAAGCACGCGGAGCCCUUCUCACGCCCGGCCCAAUACCAGUCACGGCCAGCUCCGAGUCAUCACAUCAGGCCACCCCUCCAGGGUCUUCUUCACUCGAGAUCGUCACAUGUCUCAUCAAUAACACCUCAAGCUGGCAACGGCCCCUCGACGACGACAUCUCGCCCCGUGACACAUGUGUCUACCGCUCCGGUUCAUGGUCGGCCAGCUCACCAUCACCAGGCAAUAGGCUCGCACUGGACGAUAAAUGAUCAACAAGUGCAGGUCGCGCCCGAUCUCCAGACAGAGCGGUUGGCAGCCUCGGCGGCCAAGACAAGAAUUCACCAAAUCCUUCAUCGUGACGGCACUAGAAGGGCCGCGAAUGGGAGAGGGAAAAAGGUGACGAGGGUCGGAGGGUCAAGCCUCAAGAGGCAGAUGUCUGUUAACAACGGAGAUGCCCGUGAGGAGCUGGCUCGGUUGGCCGAAAGCCGGACUGGUGGUCAUAACGGCACCGUCAGCAGGCCCUCCAAGAAAGCCAGGAAGAGAGUAGGCAAGUAG